Opisthocomus hoazin is the source of this 3658-nucleotide messenger RNA. The record is from RefSeq and is a predicted model, not a curated record. Lineage: Eukaryota; Metazoa; Chordata; Aves; Opisthocomiformes; Opisthocomidae.
AUGUCUCUCAGGCUGUCUGAGGGUGACUCCUUCAAGUUGCGCUGCUCAGCAAUUACCGCCUCACCAGAGCACACUCACCUGCAUGUGACUUGGCAGAUCAAAAGUGGAUCAACUUGGCGAGACAUCCUAUCUUUGACUCAUGAGGGCAAAUUUCAGCCAGGUCCUGGCUAUGAAGAGCGCUACCGUAAUGGAGAUAUCCGCCUGGACACGGGAGCAAAUGACACAUAUUGGUUAUCUGUAUCCCAGGCCUCGCUCGGUGGCUGUGCCCGGGGCGGCGGCGUACGUGACCGCCGGCCGUUCAGUUGCCCCAGUCCUCCCGGGGCCCGCCCUACAACGCCCGGCGGCGGCUUGCUUCGUGUUUUCAAGCGACAGCUGAAACUUGGCAUUUCUGUUGCAGUUGGUGUAAUCAGAUGUCCAGUAUGCCGCCAAGAAUGCAGACAGAUAGAUCUGGUGGAUAACUACUUUGUGAAAGACACGUCAGAAACGCCGAGCAGCUCCGAUGAGAAGUCCGAACAGGUGUGUACAAGCUGUGAAGAUAACGCUAGCGCUGUUGGAUUUUGUGUAGAGUGUGGGGAAUGGCUGUGCAAGACUUGCAUAGAAGCUCAUCAGCGAGUAAAAUUUACUAAAGAUCAUAUGAUCAGAAAAAAAGAGGAUGUAUCUUCAGAGGCCGUGGGAGCAUCUGGUCAACGUCCUGUUUUCUGUCCUGUCCACAAACAAGAGCAGUUAAAACUUUUCUGUGAAACAUGUGACAGGCUGACAUGCAGAGACUGUCAGUUACUGGAACACAAAGAACACAGGUAUCAGUUUUUGGAAGAAGCUUUUCAGAACCAGAAGGGUGCAAUUGAGAACCUGUUGGCCAAACUUCUUGAGAAGAAGAAUUAUGUAAAUUUUGCAGCUGCCCAAGUUCAGAAUAGGAUAAAAGAAGUAAAUGAAACUAACAAACGAGUAGAACAGGAAAUCAAAGUGGCUAUAUUCACCCUCAUCAAUGAAAUCAAUAAAAAGGGAAAAUCUCUCUUACAGCACCUUGAGAAUGUAACAAAGGAGAGACAGAUGAAGUUAAUACAACAACAAAAUGACAUCACUGGUCUUUCGCGACAAGUGAAGCACGUGAUGAACUUUACUAAUUGGGCUAUUGCAAGUGGCAGCAGUACUGCUUUGCUAUACAGUAAACGACUGAUAACAUUCCAGUUACGUCAUAUUUUAAAGGCACGUUGUGAUCCUGUCCCAGCUGCCAAUGGAGCAAUACGCUUCCAUUGUGACCCUACAUUCUGGGCAAAGAAUGUCGUCAAUUUAGGUAACCUUGUCAUUGAAAAUAAACCAACUCCUAGUUACACUCCUAACGUAGUGGUUGGACAGGCUCCUCCAGGAACAAACCAUGUUAACAAAGCUCCAGGACAAAUCAAUCUAGCGCAGCUUCGACUUCAGCAUAUGCAGCAACAAGUGUAUGCACAAAAGCAUCAGCAACUGCAGCAGAUGAGGAUGGGGCAGCCAGCUGGGUCAGUUCCCAGGCAGACAAGUCCACAAAUCUUACAGCAGCAGCCUCCCAGGUUGAUCAGCAUGCAGACCAUGCAGAGGGGUAACAUGAACUGUGGGGCUUUCCAAGCACAUCAGAUGAGAAUGGCUCAGAAUGCUGCUCGUAUACCAGGAAUACCACGCCACAAUGGACCACAAUACUCCAUGAUGCAACCUCACCUUCAAAGACAACAUUCUAACCCUGGGCACGCAGGGCCUUUUCCAGUUGUUUCUGUGCACAACACCACUAUUAAUCCAACUAGUCCUACUACAGCAACAAUGGCAAGUGCAAACCGUGGUCCGACAAGUCCGUCCGUUACAGCAAUCGAACUCAUUCCUUCCGUAACAAACCCAGAGAAUUUACCUUCCCUGCCAGAUAUCCCACCCAUCCAGCUUGAAGAUGCUGGUUCAAGUAAUUUAGACACACUUCUAAGUAGAUACAUUACAGGCAGCCACCUACCCCCACAACCUACAAGUACCAUGAAUCCCUCCCCAGGACCUUCAGCCCUAUCUCCAGGGUCAUCAGGUUUACCCAACUCUCACACUCCUGUGAGGCCACCUAGUACCUCCAGCACAGGCAGCAGAGGAAGCUGUGGCUCCUCGGGCAGAACUGCUGAGAAGACUAACAUUAACUUCAAGUCUGACCAAGUGAAAGUCAAGCAAGAGCCAGGGACAGAGGAAGAGAUAUGCAGUUUCUCAGGAACAGUAAAACAAGAAAAAACAGAGGAUGGCAGAAGGAGUGCUUGCAUGCUUAGUAGUCCUGAGAGCAGCUUGACACCACCGCUAUCCACAAACUUGCAUCUGGAAAGUGAAUUAGAAGCAUUAGGAAGUCUUGAAAAUCAUGUAAAAACUGAACCAGCAGAUUUAAGUGAAAGUUGCAAACAGUCUGGUCAUAGCCUUGUAAAUGGAAAAUCCCCAGUGCGGAGUCUAAUGCACCGAGCAGCUAGAAUUGGAGGAGAAGGCAAUAACAAAGAUGAUGAUCCAAAUGAAGACUGGUGUGCUGUAUGUCAAAAUGGAGGGGAUCUAUUAUGUUGCGAAAAGUGCCCAAAGGUGUUUCACCUGACUUGUCACGUACCAACACUCCUCAGCUUUCCAAGUGGAGAGUGGAUAUGUACAUUCUGCAGAGAUCUGAGCAAACCAGAAGUGGAAUAUGAUUGUGACAAUUCACAACACAGCAAGAAAGGGAAAACGGCACAAGGCCUGAGUCCUGUGGACCAGAGGAAAUGUGAACGUCUCCUGCUUUACCUGUAUUGUCAUGAGCUGAGCAUUGAAUUUCAAGAGCCAGUUCCAGCCUCGAUACCAAACUACUAUAAAAUUAUAAAGAAACCAAUGGAUUUAUCUACAGUGAAAAAGAAACUGCAAAAGAAGCAUUCCCAACACUACCAGACUCCUGAGGAUUUUGUGGCAGAUGUCCGGUUGAUCUUCAAGAACUGUGAAAGGUUUAAUGAAAUGAUGAAAGUUGUUCAAGUUUAUGCAGAAACACAAGAGAUUAAUUUGAAGGCUGAUUCAGAAGUAGCGCAGGCAGGGAAGGCAGUUGCAUUAUACUUUGAAGAGAAACUUACAGAGAUCUACCCAGACAGGACCUUCCAGCCUUUGCCUGAAUUUGAGCAGGAAGAGGAUGAUGGUGAAAUAACUGAGGACUCCGAUGAAGAUUUUAUACAACCACGUAGAAAACGCCUAAAAUCAGAUGAGAGACCAGUGCAUAUAAAGUAACCUAGCGAUAUGGACCUAAAAAUUAUUGUAAAAACUGUUAUUUAAGUGUUCCUGGAAUAUUAUCAUGCCUGCAGUGGCCAUCUUGAAGAAGCUGAUAGCUUUUUAAACAGUAUUAGAUUACAAAAAACAUUUGUACAGAAAAACAUUCUCAUCAAAAGGGGAAAAAAACCUGUAUUGUAAAUUUUUGGUGACUUUUUUUUUUUCCUUGAUUGUUUGCUAUAUUCUUUUUCCUGAUGGAAGGGACACCCUCAUCCUGGUCUCAGAUAGAGGUGGAUGAAUGUUGAAGAGAAGCAGACUUGAUAAGAGAUGUUCCAUGUACAGAUAAGACUGCUUAGCACAAUGUUCUGCAGAACUGGACCAGUGCAGUUACUGUAUCUUGCAUUCAUGCUGGACUGCAGUGUAAACUGUAAGCAGUGUUCCUGAAAUCUCCUCU